Messenger RNA from Misgurnus anguillicaudatus (oriental weatherfish), 6111 nucleotides. The record is from RefSeq and is a predicted model, not a curated record. Lineage: Eukaryota; Metazoa; Chordata; Actinopteri; Cypriniformes; Cobitidae.
AAGAUUUUAUGAAUGAAUCACGCGUGUCAUUUCAGUCCUCCUGUGUCGUGGAUUGUUGACCGUAACAAAUAUAAACCUGUGAAAUAACAACGAACCCGUGAUCCGCUUGACGCGUGAGGGAGAUCCGCGUGUUUAUUUUAGUAUAUCUUCCCCCGCCGCGCGAGUAAAUGGUUCAGUCUACUCUGCCGCGAGCUGUUUGUUCAUCCGCCGCCGCCGCUGAACGGACCUUAUGAACGGAUCCGCUCACUGUUUUACGGUUUACGACGCGAGGAAAAAAAUCACAAGCUUGACGUGUCCUCGCUGCGGCGAUCCACGCGUGUUUGGGGUUUUCAUCACACGGGUUACUAGUUGGGUUUUCACGCGCUUGGUCCGGUCGUGUAACAGCGAUAGAGGAGAAGAGUGACGGUGUGUCGAGUCCCAUGUUGCAGCCGAACCACGACGAACAUGCGCGCGCUAAAGAUCCGGUGAAGUACGGUGAACUGGUGAUCCUCGGGUAUAAUGGCUCACUGCCAGGCGGAGAUCACGGCCGGAAAAGGAGCCGCUUUGCUCUUUUCAGGAGGGCAAAAGCAAACGGCGUCAAGCCGAGCGCUGUGCACAUCCUCAGCAAUCCACACGACAGCAAGGCGGUUAACAGCAGGGGUCAGCACAGCAUCUCAUUUACUCUCUCCAGGAAUCAGACGGUGGUGGUGGAAUAUUGUCAUGACAACAACACUGAUAUGUUUCAGAUUGGACGCUCUACAGAGAGCCCUAUAGAUUUCGUGGUGACGGAUACACCCGGCGGAUCAAAGGAGAGCGAAGAAUCAUCAUCUGCACCCAGCACCAUCUCCCGCUUCGCCUGCAGGGUGGUGUGUGACCGAAACCCACCGUACACCGCCCGAAUCUAUGCUGCUGGCUUUGAUUCCUCCAAAAACAUCUUUCUUGGGGAAAAAGCUACAAAAUGGAAGAAUCCGGAUGGUCACAUGGACGGACUCACGACCAAUGGGGUGCUUGUAAUGCAUCCUCAGGGUUUCCCUGAAGAACCCAGGCAGGGUCUAUGGAGAGAGAUAUCCGUCUGUGGACACGUCUACGCCCUCCGAGAGACCCGAUCCGGUCCUAUACGUGGACAACUGGCUCAAGGAGAAAGCAGCGCGCUGCAGGACGGCUCUCUGGUGGAUCUCUGUGGUGCCACGCUCCUGUGGCGCACCGCCGAAGGUCUGCUGAAAGCUCCCACCCUGAGACACCUGGACGCCCUCCGUCUGGAGCUGAACGCCGCUCGGCCGCAGUGUCCCGUGGGUCUGAGCACGCUGGCCUUCCCCAGCCUCCCUCGCAGUCACAGUCUGGAGGAGCGUCAGCCGUGGGCUUACCUGUCCUGCGGUCACGUUCACGGCAGACACGACUGGGGCCAGCGACCCGAACGUCACAGGGAACGAGAGGAGGGGUCCUGCGGAGGCACCGGCGGCCGUCGGGAGUGCCCUCUCUGUCGCACGGUCGGCCCUUACGUUCCUCUCUGGUUGGGCUGCGAGCCCGCCUUCUACGUGGACGCGGGCGCCCCCACUCACGCCUUCGUGCCCUGCGGUCACGUGUGCUCGGAGAAGACGGUCAGGUAUUGGGCGGAGACGUCGCUGCCUCACGGGACCCACGCCUUCCGACCCACGUGUCCUUUCUGCUCGGCCCCAUUGUCGGGCGGUCCCGGUUACACGCGCCUCAUUUUCCAGGGUCCGAUCGAUUGAUAAGGUGGCCGAAGGAGGGGAGGAGUGGGGCUUUAGUUUCGUCAGGGGCUGCGAUGUUUACGCCGAUGUGUAGUUUCUGUUACGCGCGCAAUUCUCUCGCCAUUGGUGAGUUAUGCUGCCUUCAAGUCAAAAUGACCGAAUCUACGAGAUGUCCGUUACCUUGUUACCGUGUUGUAUGUAUGAAAAAACCUCUGCAUUCUCCUCGAGUGCUAACUUCUUGUGAAAGCAACCAGGUCACAGGAAAAUCCUUUACCAAUAUAUAAAUCCAAGUAUUAUUUCCAAAUGUAAAUGUUAUGCAAGUCCUGAGAGCUCCUGAAAAGAAAAGCUCCGCUUCAUAGUGACACUAGACAGUUUUUGAUAUUUUCAGUAGCGUGACAAUAAUUCAGCUGUAACAGUAACGGUGCUUUCUGCAGAUUUUUUUUUUGCCUUUUGCAUCUGAAGUAGUUUGAAAGUGCCUGCAAUAAUAUUCUUUGUAAUAUCAGAACAUUAAAAUAAAUGGCCAUUGAUAAUGUGUGACCUGUGCUGGCAAAUUGAGUCAGAAUCAGCACAUUUUUAAAAAUGAGUUAUAUUUUGACAUUCUCUAUUAAAUAAACUUCAAAACAAUGUAUGAUUUGUUGGAAAGUCAGCAAAGACAAACUCACCACAUCCAUACCUUAAACUCACCGGAAGACUAGUAGAUUUAGCACAUACAAUCAAAAACUAUAUCUAUAGGAAAAAUAUAUGUUCAACUUUUUUCUUUCUUUCAUUGUUUGAUUGACAUUUUUAAGAUCUACUGUAAUGCAAUGAUCUAAUAUAAUCUUACACAUCAGAUCCCCAACAGUUAACAAACUUUAUUUUGUGUAUUUGGUAUAAUACAAUGUGUUUGUGUGUUUUAUGGUUUAAAUAACGCAUUAUUUUCUACAUAGCAUACAUUUUUGUAGCUCCAGAUAUCCUGUCUUUCUCAAAUGCACGGAUUUUGUACAAAACUCAUCGAUCUGAAAAGCGUUGUGUCCCUGAUUGGCCAGCUAAUCUGUACAUUGUGAUUGGUCCGAAUACCUCUGAUGUCAGCAGGAAAUGUGACGCUCCUUACCAUGUUUGAAAGAUUGGGUUGCUAACAGGAGUUAACUUACAGGCUGUGAGUCAAAGUGGGAGGGAUUAUGAUAAUGUCGGUCUUUACUACAUCACCAAUCCCAGGAAGUAAACUUCCUACAAUCCGUGUGUUUGUUGUAGUCCAAGAAAAGAGAUUUAAGUUGUAGACGAUAACUCGCGUCAUCAUUUACUUUGGUGUUUGUACCUUUUGCAUAUCGUUAACAUGAACUAAUACACACUUACACACCAAAAGAAAUGAAAAAUUGUGAAUCUGACAAUAGGUGCUCCUUAAAACUGUAAUUCUGUGUAGAUAUCAAUAUAUCUGUGUGCAUGCUUCAGAUCUGUCAGUCAGCGUGAGAGAUCGUUUUCAUGUCAUAUCUCUCUUAAUAACUCUUUAAACAUCAAACAAGUCCUGCACUUUGUUUUCUAAUUUCUGCAUGUUUGAAAAUCCAAACCAAAAUCUCAGACGUGCAUUUGGAUGGGGACGCAUCUUUGUAUUAGAUUAAGCAUUUAGGAUGAUACACAUCUCAGAAAACAUACAAAUAAAGAUCAUUUUAGAUGUUUAAUGACUGUUUAGAGCAUUGAAAUUGCUAGAUGAGGGCUUAAAGGCGGAGUCCACGAUGUUUGAAAAACGCGUUGGAAAAGGAGACGGGCCGACUACCAAAACACACUUAUAGCCAAUCAAAUCAAAUCAAAUGCCGGGUUGCGUAUGUGUGGGGCGGGUCUAUCAAUAGAAGGUCCAGAUUCUAUUGGGGUAGGGGCGUGUUUGUUUAGGUGAUUUCAAAUAUAAACAUUGGCUUUCAAACAUCAUUGACUCCGCCUUUAAUGUACUUAUUUUUACGAAAACUUGACAUUUAUUCUUUCUUUUGCCUUUAGCUCAAAAUUCGACAGAGAACAUUCAGACUCAUUUUGCCAUCACAGGUCUAAGUCCCUUUUGAGUAGUUAGUUAUUAACUUACUCUAACUAAAUACUUGACUGUAGUUUUCCCAGCACUGUGAUUGGUUGUAUUGAUGUUCACUUAAGAACGCACUCUCUUGUGCUCAUUGUUUUAAAGCCUGCAGUCGUUUUGGCCGAAAUCAUCUUAUUUACGUCAUUCAAAUUACAAUCAAUGAACUUCAUAAGAGGACUUGAAGGCAGCAUGUGUUUUAUAGGGACAGUUCACCCAAAAAUUUAAAUUCUGUCAUCAUUUACUCACUCUUGUGGUAGGGUAGUACACAGUUGAUGGUACCCAUUGACUCUCAUAGUAGGAAUAACAAAUACUAUAAAGUCAAUAGAUGCCAUCAGCUGUGUCAUUAAUCCUUCUUUUGUGUUCAACAGAGUAAAGAAACUCUUACAGAUUUCAAUCAAACACGAAGAAAUGAUGACAGAAUUGUUAUUUUUGGAUGACCUUUAACUUCAGCCUUUAACCGUUUCCAAAGAAAUCCAGUAUUGUGCCGUAACCCUAAUCACAUGUUGAGUCUGUGAAGUGGUGAAAUCAGACGAUUGGGAUGGUUUGAGAUCGUUGCCUCCUUUCCGCCCCUCUACGGCCGCCUUGACUUAAGUACAUGAGACUGAACCCAUCUCACACUAGAAACACAAACACACACUACACUAGUAAGUUUAAAAUCCUUUAGAUGACUUGAUUUCUAGCAAUAAACCGUAUGGAAUGAAGCUAUUAGAUAACACUAGAGAAAUGCAAACGGUUGGAGCCACGUGCUUCCUAUAGCUUAUCUUAAACCUGGCCUUCAUAUGAAGGGCUUUACGGUUCUUUUAGCCCUUGGGAUUUUCUUUUGUAUUCUUUCACUUUUUCUUUCUUUCUUUUCUGAUGUUUUAGCAUUUAAAUGACGAGUCGAUGUUGGCGUAUGUAUCGUAGUCGUUUGAAAUGAUGUCAUAUUUUUCUACAUGACUGUGUUACUAAACUUUUGACCCAAGGUCAGAUUGUUUUCUAUACGGUGUGUAACAGUAUAUAGAUUAUAUAAAUAUAUAUAUAUAUAAAUAUAUAUUAUUUUAUGUACAUGAUAUGUUUGGAGUCCAGGAGAUCUUACUGGAAAUGACGUAAUGACUCUCACUGUGCUCAGUCCGAGACGAAGAUGAAGAAGACGAUGGAGGCCAGUAUACGAUCUUAUGAUGACCAAUCUGAUGAAUGUACAAUUCCAGUGCUUGCUUUCUCUGAUCCUCCUGGUGCUAGCGUUCAUUUCAAAUAUUUUCCUUUAUUUUUUAAAGCUGAACUAACUACACUCCUGUAAAGUAUUGGAUUGUCUCACUUGAUAAAGGUGAGGCGGGUAUAUAGACGGGUGUAUAAAGUGUUUUAGCGUAUCUCUCUCACAUACACACACACGUAUGCCUGCACAUUCACACUGUGCACAUCUCAAUGUUAUAACUGAAGCACUUGACUAAGCUUUGUAUUGCAGGGUUAGAAAACGCUCAACUUUACCUCACGAGCUUUAGAUGAGACCUCAGUUGAAGACCUGAUUAUUUUUUUAUUGAAGGAAAGAUUGACCAUAAGCAGUUGGGAUGAUUUUUUGCCUUUUCUAAAGUACGUACUGUUCCCUGGACAUCAGCAGAAGAUCGGGUGUGCGGGGCUUCGCUGCGCUCCGACACUCGUAUCCAUCCGAACCUGUACGCUGGGAUUUAUUUCCCAGUGAAAUUCACCAUGGCACCUGUGAGCUUCGUGUCCCAGGCUAAUAUAACGGCAAACUGGUUUGGAAAGAGACACACGGUCAGUUUCUGUGUGAUCUGUUACUCUUCUGCACAUUGAUCCGGUGUUAUAGACACAUCAUUAUAAUCUAUGCUUCAAUGAGACGUCUUGUACUGUAACUGUGUGGCGUUAGAGUCUUCCAGACAACCUCCAGAUAAUGCUGUUCAAGUCCCAUUCUUGAUCUGGGAACAGGUCACCUCAGGUUUACACGAGUCAAAGUUUACAAACGUACCACCACCACCACCAGGGUCUGAGUGUCCAGCGCGUGUGCCUGUAUGGCGUUCCUUCAGAUUUUUGGUCUGAGAAAUGACACACUGGAUCUGUUGACUUCAUCCUGAUGGUCUUUUGUAUAUUCUUCACACACUGGAUGCUUUCAAUCUCUAUUAAAAGAAAGAAAGAAAAGUCUGGGAUUGGGGUUGAUGAUUGAAAUGUGAUCUGUUGAGUGUUGUCAGAUUUGUGUUCAAUAUGAAUGAGAUGUGAAACUACUGCACCUUGUGUUUGAUUCAUUUAAUAAACCUCUUUAUCAGACUCGAACCUCCAGACUUUAGCGGCACUGCCACACUGCACGACCGACCGCUCGUCCAAACACAUCACGAGACAAACCCAAGGUGCACUGACAAUCACAUUACAUGAAUAAAAGUCAUCUUUUUCCAAAUA